AUGUCGCAGCGCCUCACCCAUAUCCUGCGUCACGUGUCCGCGCCGACAUCGCCGCUCCUCCGUGCUUCCGCUUCGGCUUCGGCUUCGGCUCCUGCUUCUCCUUUCUCGGCGUCUGCUCGCCCCGACUUCGCUUCGGCUCGCAACAGCUUGACGGCGGCGCGGCCGACACUCUCCGCCAUGGCCGAGCUCUCCACAGCGGCCCGCAACCACUCCAAGCCCAUCCACACAGCGGCCUGUCUCAUCAUCGGCGAUGAGGUUCUGGGCGGCAAGACAAAAGAUACCAACUCUGCAUAUGUAGCAAAAUGGUGCUUCUCGUUAGGAAUUUCAUUGAAGCGUGUCGAGGUGAUUGAGGACGAUGAAAGCCAGAUCAUCGAGGCCGUCCGGCGCAUGAGCGACAACUAUGACUUUGUCGUGACGAGUGGCGGCAUUGGGCCGACACACGACGACAUUACGUACCCGUCCAUCGCCAAGGCGUUCGGCCUCGAGAUCAAGCUCUACGACGAGGCCUACCGCCGCAUGCGGGAGAUUUCCAUUGCCCGCCCGCGGCCCAACCAGCCCGUCGUCGACUGGGACGUCGACUCGCCCGCCCUGCGCGCGCGCCUGCGCAUGGUCGAGCUGCCCACCGACCCGGCCAUCCCCGCCGAGACGCAGUUUGUCUUCCCCCGCGAGGACCUGUGGGUCCCCGUCUGUGUCGUCAACGGCAACGUCCACAUCCUGCCGGGCGUGCCCCGGCUCUUUGAGAUGCUGCUCGACAACCUGACGCCGCUGCUGCUGCCAAGGCUCGAGGGCCGCCAGAUUGCGCGCGUGCUCAUCUCGACACCCCUGCCCGAGAGCGUCGUGGCGCCGUACCUCACCGCGCUGGCCGCGCGCGUCGAGCCGCAGGGCGUCAAGGUCGGUAGCUAUCCGCGCUGGGAGCGGAAGCGCAACACGGUGACGCUGGUAGGCAAGGACGCGGCGCUGCUGGAGAGUCUCGUGGCGGAGGUGGUGGAGAAUGUGCAGGGACGGCGGAUCUCGGUCGAGGGCGAGGACGACGAGUCGGGGGACGAGACGUAG
Sporothrix brasiliensis 5110 is the source of this 1053-nucleotide messenger RNA. RefSeq names its product molybdopterin binding protein domain protein. Bases 1 to 1053 code for a protein of 350 amino acids. The record is from RefSeq and is a predicted model, not a curated record. The transcript is spliced from 5 exons. NCBI's taxonomy places the organism in Eukaryota, Fungi, Ascomycota, Sordariomycetes, Ophiostomatales, Ophiostomataceae.